CUAUGCGUUUAGACAAUUGCUUGGAAUGCGCGCAUGUUAACUGUACAGUGGCGCUAGUUCCAAGUUUUUCUCUCAAGUUUCACCCCACACACAGGAACAAAAUGUUUUAUCAUAUAUCCUUAGAGCAUGAAAUUCUUCUUCAUCCCCAAUACUUUGGGCCCAACUUGCUGAAUACUGUCAAAAAGAAACUGUUCACAGAGGUUGAAGGAACAUGUACUGGAAAGUAUGGCUUUGUAAUUGCCGUGACGACAAUCGAUAACAUCGGGGCUGGGUUAAUACUUCCCAGUCGAGGGUUUGUCAGAUAUCCAAUCAAGUACAAAGCCAUUGUCUUCAGACCCUUCAAAGGGGAAGUUGUUGAUGCAGUCGUCACACAAGUCAACAAGGUUGGUCUUUUCACUGAGAUUGGGCCGCUAUCAUGUUUCAUCUCAAAACAUUCCAUUCCAGCAGACAUGGAGUUUGAUCCCAAUUCCAUUCCACCAUGUUACAAGACAAAAGAUGAGGAUGUUGUUAUACAGCAGGAUGAUGAAAUCAGACUCAAGAUAGUCGGAACGAGGGUAGAUGCAUCUGAUAUAUUUGCAAUCGGCACCCUGAUGGACGACUACCUAGGUCUCGUCAGCUAGCUCACCAUCAAUUCGUUAUGGACAAUUUUGUAUGUGGGUGUGUAUGGUAUGAUUCACACAAUUACUGAUGGCUACCAGCGAUGAUGUAAGAUCUCUACAUGUACAUACAAAGAGGAGUACAUACAUCAAAGCUUUACCAGUGUGGUUGAAGAGACAGGUGAUUAUCAUCGGAGGAUAAUCCUUUACCCUAAUCCCCUGGAUAUUCUGGUUGGGAACCAUUAAAAACUCAUAUCCUUCAGCAGAGAAUGUAAUGGACCUUCUGUGUGUGAUGGAUUUACCCUAUUUACCCUAGGCAGGGUGUGUUUGGUUCAACUGGUUGGUAACGAUUCCUUCAACCUUGGGGGCAAAAGAAAUAUAAGGAUUUUGAGGGAUUUGAUGUAAGUUCUGUUCAGUGCCAUUGCUAAACUGCCACGUCGUGGAAUGUGCAGGAUUUCCUCAAUUGAGAGGGCUCAAAACAUUUCCUUGGAGAUCAAAGGAUACAUUGUCGAUAGUUCAACUCUAACUUGAACAUGAGAUUUGAAAGAGUGUAGUUUCUAGAACAACCAACACCUAUUCCUUGUUAAUGGUACGUGUAGGUUUUAACUUCGCUAAGCAGUCGUAGUUUUAGAGUUCUUUUACUAACACUGCAAGAUGAUGAAGGUGUAAUUCCUGUGACAAAAUUGUCCAGAUGUUUGAGUUUUCAGGGUUCAAGCUUUACACAAGACCAGGGCCAGUUAUCUUAUGACUGGACAAGUCUAGCAGUCUUGUGUUUUUUUAAUAUUAUUACCUCACCUUGGGUGGAUUUUACAAAGAGUUGAGACUAGUCUUAUCUCCAGUUAGGACAAGUUUCUCAGCCUAACUUGGAACUAGUCUUGAAUUUUUAAUAUCUCCUUGGACUGGUCCUCAGUUAGGACUCUAAUUCUGAUGAGUGUGAAAGUAUUACCCAUAAGUCAAAUGAGAUAAGUCUUCUACUUGUGUUCAACCAAGCACAAUUUUGAAACUGUAGAUAUUUUAUUAUAAUAUUGAUCUUGUAACAAAUUUUGUGAUAGGUAAAAUGUUUGAGCCGUAAUUAAAAAAAACAGUGUUUACUUGCUGAGAAUACAGCCAAAACCUGACGCGGCAUUUUCACAAGAACUUGGAAUCCAUUUACAUUCAGUGAGGUGACAGCAGGUAUCAACUGCAUCUCUGGCUGCAUGCAGCAUUUGGAAACAAACACCAUCCCUUAGAAAUCUGAGAAACGAUUCAUGCCUGACUAUUCAGUGACAACUUUCAAAAUAAUUUAUGAAAAAUAACCUAAACUUAUGAUAAAAACAUUACUUUGAAUUAUGCACAUACCCUUAUUAUGUAAAAUGAAACGGCAUAAAUAAAUACGUUUGAAACCUUUUUUCAUGA
This is a messenger RNA of Asterias rubens (European starfish), 1991 nucleotides long. Its product is annotated as DNA-directed RNA polymerase II subunit RPB7. NCBI's taxonomy places the organism in Eukaryota, Metazoa, Echinodermata, Asteroidea, Forcipulatida, Asteriidae. Gene Ontology annotation, cellular component: P-body; RNA polymerase II, core complex. The coding region runs from base 3 to 620 and encodes 205 amino acids. Gene Ontology annotation, biological process: DNA-templated transcription; transcription initiation at RNA polymerase II promoter; positive regulation of translational initiation. The transcript has 8 exons. Gene Ontology annotation, molecular function: translation initiation factor binding; single-stranded DNA binding; single-stranded RNA binding. The record is from RefSeq and is a predicted model, not a curated record.